Messenger RNA from Chanos chanos (milkfish), 1568 nucleotides. It is a transcript of the gene cyria, whose product is annotated as family with sequence similarity 49 member A. Bases 110 to 1081 code for a protein of 323 amino acids. Gene Ontology annotation, molecular function: small GTPase binding. The record is from RefSeq and is a predicted model, not a curated record. Lineage: Eukaryota; Metazoa; Chordata; Actinopteri; Gonorynchiformes; Chanidae. Gene Ontology annotation, biological process: regulation of actin filament polymerization. The transcript has 12 exons.
AAGUGCGUUACAUCUGAAAUAGUCACGUUUGAGGAGAAGAUUGAAACCAAGGUCAAGCGGAUGAUCUAAAGGAGAGUCCCAGGUCCUCCUCCAGAUAAGGUUUGCUGGAAUGGGUAAUCUUCUAAAAGUCCUUACAAGGGAAAUAGAGAACUAUCCACAUUUUUUCCUGGACUUUGAAAACGCACAGCCGACAGACUCUGAAAGAGAGGUAUGGAACCAAGUCAACGCUGUGCUCCAAGACUCCGAAAGCAUCCUCUCCAACCUACAGGCCUACAAGGGAGCGGGGCAGGAAAUUAGAGAUGCCAUACAGAACCCAAAUGACAUGGUUCUCCAGGAGAGAGCCUGGAACUCAGUCUGUCCUCUGGUCAUCCGGCUCAAAAAGUUCUACAGCUUCUCACUCAGACUAGAGAAGGCUCUACAGAGUCUGCUGAUGUCUCUGACGUGCCCUCCCUACACCCCCACACAGCAUCUCGAGAAGGAGCAGGCGCUGGCCAAACAGUUCGCUGAGAUCCUGCAUUUCACCCUUCGCUUUGACGAGCUCAAGAUGAGAAUUCCCGCCAUCCAGAAUGACUUCAGCUACUACAGAAGGACGAUCAGUCGAAACAGAAUAAACAACAUGAACCUGGAAAUUGAAAAUGAAGUGAACAAUGAGAUGGCAAACCGAAUGUCUCUGUUUUACGCUGAAGCCACUCCAAUGCUUAAGACCCUCAGCACUGCAACCACCAACUUUGUGACGGAGAAUAAGACCUUACCCCUUGAGAACACCACGGACUGCCUGAGCACCAUGGCCAGCGUCUGUAAAGUCAUGCUGGAGACGCCGGAGUAUACGAGCAGGUUUAACAGUGAGGACACACUGCUCUUCUGUAUGAGGGUGAUGGUGGGAGUUAUCAUUCUCUAUGACCACGUACAUCCCAACGGCGCCUUCAACAAGUCCUCCAAAAUUGAUAUGAAAGGAUGCAUAAAGGUGUUGAAAGAUCAGCCAGCUGAUAACGUGGAAGGCCUCCUCAAUGCUCUAAAGUUCACCACAAAACAUCUAAACGAUGAGUCCACUCCCAAAAACAUCCGAACGAUGUUACAGUAACCUUUUCUUUUCUUUGUUUUUGUUUUUUUUGUUUUUUUUUUUUAAUGAAGAGGAUCGAUUUACUGACCUCAGAAGAUGUAUAUGUUUACAUUAUUUAAGGAUUUGAUGUCAAUACUUUGUGUGUAUUUACAUGCUCAUUCCCUCCAGGUUACUGUAACAUAAAGAAAUCAUACCUUCAUUGUAAACAAGCUUACUUGCCUAUGAUGCUUUUUGAAGCACAAAAUCAAUGAGACCUUCUAGCCUUACACAGGUUUGCGAAAGACCAAUUGCCUUGAAGCUUCUUUGAAUCAAACUUUGAAGCAGAUACUCCGGUCGUUGAUACGAUCUCUUUUUUUUUAAUAACCAAAGGGGCUAAAUCAUUGGUUUGUUCUUUCAUUUCCGCAACAACUGUUGUGAGGUAACAGCAGUGAUGACAUGCUAAUGAAGCUAUACCAGUGAAUAGUUUUCUGUAUGUUGAAAUGCAUCUGUUUUCAGUGUUGAUUGAUGG